Molecule: messenger RNA, 2924 nt
Organism: Megalops cyprinoides (Indo-Pacific tarpon)
Lineage: Eukaryota; Metazoa; Chordata; Actinopteri; Elopiformes; Megalopidae
Gene: pgghg
Product: protein-glucosylgalactosylhydroxylysine glucosidase
Exons: 15
Coding region: 487-2568 (693 amino acids)
Biological process (GO): carbohydrate metabolic process
Molecular function (GO): catalytic activity
Source: RefSeq, a predicted model, not a curated record
CUCCUGUGGUUAUGUCUGUUGCUCCGCCUUUCCUCACGUCCAGGACUAUGAAAUCUUACAAAAAAAAUAGAUUUAUCAUAAUGUCUGAAUUGAUUUUGUGACUAAGUAAUAUAUGAUGAAAAAAUAUGACUUUGAAUUUUAGUAGUUUGUUUGUCUGAGACAAGAGUCAAUUAUGUGUAACACGUCCGUACACGUUCUCGUCCCAUCCGUGUUUUCCGUGAACUUUCCAUGAAGUUUUGCAUGACUUGACUAGGUAGUUCAGUCCGUGUCGCCGGACUGUGUCUCGGCCAAACGGUCCGCCUACUCGACCGCCAUUGAACCUUGCCCUCCUCCUACAUUUGCUGCCCUGUUGUUACAACUUUUUAAACUUUCACCGAGUAAAAAGAGCCGACAUUUCUAAUUCCAUCUUGUUUUUCCAACGAGCUUUCCAAGAACAAACAGUGCUCCUGCUUCCUCCGCUUCACGUGCAGGCAUCACUUUUUCAGGAUGAGCUUUGUGACCUCUGACCCCUACAUCUUUACAUCUGACACACUGCCAUCAGACCAGCGCUUCUUUCCCCCACUGACCAAUGGAAUGCUGGGCUGGAGAGUGUUCAGUGACAUGAUGCACAUGGGAGGAGUCUAUAAUGGUGAGGGUGGGGACUGUCACCGCGCCAACCUGCCUUGCCCUCUGGCUGUGAAGAUUCAGCUGGAAGAAUCUGGUGCACACACCUACAGUUUGGACACCCAUACAGGUGUGUUCAUGCACUCCGUGUGCACAGCCAGCGUUUGUGCAACCCAGACUUUUUAUGCACAUCGACACUACUCAAACAUGUUAGUGAUGGAAGUGAUGCUGGUGCGUCAGGUGACCACAGAGGAGCCAAUCACAGUGGAGCUGCACAGUUCUUUCACACCAUACAGUGAUGACAUUGUGUUUCACUCUGGCCCAGACUACAGAGGUGGGAGGCAUAUCCAUGGACAAACUAUGACCCCUGAGGUCCCUGGUCACACCUGUGCAAGUGUGCACCUCAUCUGGACCCCGGUGGUGUCAUCACUGACCCUGCUGCCCAAACAGAGCGAGUCUCGCUGGGGCUUCUUUUUGGUGGUGGCAGACAGCGCUGAGAAGGCCCACACCUUUUUCGACACUGGCCUGGAGCUGAUUGCCAAUGGUGACCUUCGCCCCUCCCAUUGCCGGGCAUGGGCGGAGCUAUGGAAGGGAGGCAGAGUGGAGGUGUCAGGCCCUGACUCCCUGUGCCGUGCUGUGAUUGGCUGUCUUUUCUACCUUCUUAGUGCCUUCCCACCCUUACACAAUGUGCCCUCUCUAUUUGGGGGGGUCAGUCCUGGGGGUCUGUCUAAUGGAAAGCAAGGACAGGACUACUGGGGACAUGUGUUCUGGGACCAGGACACGUGGAUAUACCCCAGCAUUGCUCUCUUUUACCCACAGCUAGCACGGGCUGUGCUAGAAUACAGAGUGCGGACAAUAGAGGGCGCCAAAACCAAUGCACAGCAGCAGGGCUACAAGGGGCUAAAGUUCCCUUGGGAGAGUGCUGUAACAGGGAAUGAAGUCUGCCCUGAGGACAUAUAUGGCCGACAAGAAAUCCACAUUAAUGGGGACGUCACCAUGGCCUUCCAACACUACCUCUACCUGACACAGGACCUGACCAUGUUCCAGGAAGGGCGUGGAAGUGAGGUGGUGUGGGGUGUGGCAGACUACUGGAUUUCACGGGCCACAUGGAGUGCAGAGGAGCAGUGUUACCACAUCAAAGGGGUCAUACCUCCUGAUGAAUACUACUUCAAUAUUGACAACUCUGUCUACACAAAUGCUGUUGCCAGACUCAGUCUUCAGUUUGCAGUGGAGGUGGCAAACUUGCUCAAGCACCCAGUGCCAGCAGAGUGGCAGGAGGUAGCUGAUAAAAUCAAAAUCCCCUUUGACCCGGAACUGAACUACCAUCCUGAGUUUGAUGGCUACAAAAGAGGUGACCGUGUGAAACAAGCAGACGCAGUUUUGCUAGGUUACCCUCUGGGUUUGACCAUGACCCCAGAGGUCAGGAGGAAUGACUUGGAACUGUAUGAGGAUGUGACUGACCCCAAGGGACCAGCAAUGACAUGGGGCAUGUUUGCAGUGGGCUGGGUAGAGCUGGGGAAUGCUGAGAAGGCCCAGGAGCUGCUCAACAGGUGCUUCAGCAACAUCCAGAGUCCCUUCCAGGUAUGGAGUGAAGGAUCAGAUGGCUCUGGUGCAGUGAAUUUCUUAACUGGAAUGGGAGGAUUUAUGCAGGCUGUGUUGUUCGGAUACACUGGCUUCCGGGUUCAGAAGGACUGUCUGGCCUUUGCUCCUCUCUUGCCCAGUGACAUAACAGAGUUGCACCUGCAAGGUCUGAGUUACCUGGGCAACAAGAUGGACUGGUUGCUGAGGGAGCAGGAGGUGUGUGUAACUCUGUGGGAAGAGGCUGAAGAGUACUGCCCCCUGCAGGUCAUUCUAAAUCACUCUGGAACCAGCUUCCCGCUAAAGCCAGGGCAGUCAGUGACCUUCCCCCGACAGCCUGGACAACUGCAAAAACUAAACUCCACUCCUUCCUGUUGGCCCUUGUAAAACUACAUCAUGCCUCCAGUGGCCAUGCCCUCCUGUAGGUAGCAGUGUGGGAGUCCAGCCAUCAUUGAGCUGUGUGCCUGAAAGAGUGCCCCUACAAAUACUGAACUUGCUGGAAAAUUCUGCCUUUAAAUACAGGCUUGAGAAGGAUUGGGGAAUAUGCUUUUUUAUGUAUGCAUUGUAAUCUCAUUCAUAAUAAGAAAAAACAAAUGUCAAAUUUAAUUUCUGAAUAUUUAAAUUCCUGUGCACAACAGAAAUACAGUAUAUAUAUUGUGUAAAGCAUAGUUAUGUAAGUACUUACCCUAAAAUAUAAGUAAUGUGUUAAAAUGUAUACAUUUUGCAAAUACUCAUUAUUUUCA